CUGUGUGCAGUCUGAGCUGUAUAUAACCAGCGCGCGAUCACUGUCCUGGUACCUUCCACAUCAAGUCAUUCACGAACUGAGUGAAGUGAGAUUUCUGAGGGACUUUCGGGCUCUUUAAGGAUACUCUUGAGGAAAAAUGGAUCCUUGCGAUUGCGCCAAGACUGGAACUUGCAACUGUGGUGCCACCUGCAAGUGCACUAAUUGCCAGUGUACAACCUGCAAGAAGAGUUGCUGUUCCUGUUGCCCGUCUGGUUGCAGCAAGUGCGCCUCUGGCUGCGUGUGUAAGGGCAAUUCCUGCGGCUCCAGCUGCUGUCAAUGAGGUCAACGUGAUGCUUUGCUACAGCAAUGUGAACUUGUUCGUCUGUGCUGCGCGUCUUCGUCUUUCCAUCGCAAUAAUAUAUUCUUUUGAUAAUAAAUGACCUCCAGUUGUUCUCAAAGUCUUUUGACUGUUUAAUAUGGCAAAAUCAUUUAACAAAGGCUAAAGAGGGAAAUGAUUCACGGAUUUGUACUGCUACAAAUAAGACUGACAAGAUGUCUGUUCUUUAUAAAAGGACAAUUGUAAAUUUUUCUGUAAUGUACUUUGUCUACAAAUAUAUCUAAAUGUCUGCAGAUAUU
Cyprinus carpio (common carp) is the source of this 615-nucleotide messenger RNA. RefSeq names its product metallothionein-2. Gene Ontology annotation, molecular function: metal ion binding. Lineage: Eukaryota; Metazoa; Chordata; Actinopteri; Cypriniformes; Cyprinidae. The record is from RefSeq and is a predicted model, not a curated record.